UUCCCGUCUCUCGCUCUCUCGGAAAUUGUUGAUAAUAGUAGAGUUGGCGGCCUGGUGGCUCACCCUCCACUCCUGGCCUGGCGCUGGCUGUGGCGGGUGUUGCUGAGGCGGGUCCUGCUGUGGCGGGUGUUGCUGAGGCGGGUCCUGCUGUGGCGGGUGUUGCUGAGGCGGGUCCUGCUGUGGCGGGUGUUGCUGAGGCGGGUCCUGCUGUGGCGGGUGUUGCUGAGGCGGGUCCUGCUGUGGCGGGUGUUGCUGAGGCGUCUGCUGUGGCGGGUGUUGCUGGGGCGUCUGCUGUGGUGCCAUCUGACCACACACCACACACCGCACAUCCCACCAACCUCGCCACAACUCACCAAGGCGGCCAGUGUAUCGCCUACAGGAGCCACCAACCUCACUUACCCCGCCCCUACGCAAGGCACAGCGCCAGCCGUCACCCCACACCAACAAUGGCUGCGUCUCCUCCUCCACUCAACCACCCUCCCUCAGCGUGGCCACCGUCACUCUCCCUCACACUAGUGCUCUUGUUGGCCUGCUCCUGGCAGGUGACGUCACUCCAGAGGCAGACCUUCGACGGCCUGACGUCACCGUCUCAUCUCCGACACGUUUGGCGGGCUGGCCGCCAGACCUUCCUGGCGGAGGGUGGAGCCACCGCGGGAGACUUCACCGUGCUGGUGGAGGGUGAGGACCUCGCGGAGGACUGGACGACGACGGUGUUGUCAGGGAUGUCAGCGCAACACGACGUCUUGCGAGACGGGAGUACGUCGACGGAGGAGCCCUUGACGGACGGCAGACGGAGACGGUCAGCGGCAGGAGGAGAGGAGCCUGUAAACUUCACCGUCGCAGUGUCCAGGAUGAAGGAGACCGCUACUGGACCACUACAGGUAUCGCAGGACGAUCUAGACUCGUAUACAGCUCGUGGAUCAAGUCAUCUGUUGUGGAAGGACGAGGCGCAUCCCUUGACCGACCCUGACAUGCUCCCGUGGCCCGGCCAUCCGUCAAGUAGGGAUGAGUAUGGGGUGCACAAUAAACUAGCAGCCUCCGGCGACAAUAAUACAAAAUCUUCCCUGACGCAGGGUCGCCGGGGAGUGCUGCAGGGGCCUCUCUGGACGGACAAGCGGACGCUCUUCGUGGAGCUGGUGGUGAUGGCGGACCGCGAGAUGUACCGUCACUACCGCACCGUCCCCGCCGUCAAGGACCGCGUCAGGAAGGUCGUCAACGCCGCCAAUGCCUUCAUGAACCGUGUAGGGGUGGUGGUGGUGCUGGUGGACAUACGGGUGUGGCGAGACAGGAAUGAGAUCGACAUCAAUGAAAGAAAAAGUGUCAACGCCAUCCUGGAGGAAAUGAGGAAAUACCGAAAGAAACUGCUGAAGGAGGAACCCAAUCGGCCCAACGACAACAUGGUCCUCAUGACGAAGGUUAUCGUGGAGAAAAACAAUGCAGGGAAGGCGCUCACUAAGGGAAUGUGCAACGCUGACCAGUCGGUGAGUGUGGUCCAGGAUGUGGACAACGAGGCGGGACUGGUGGGCCACAUUCUGGCCCACGAGAUGGGCCACAACCUGGGCAUGUACCACGACGAGGAGGGUGUGGCCCGGCUGGGCCACACCUGCGACUUCCCUACCCCCACCUGCAUCAUGCACGGCGCCGUCAGCGAGCUGUACGACCCGACACUGCCCUGGAGCUCCUGUAGUAGGGAGUACAUUGACAAGAGGCUGGAGACGACGGCCUUAGACUGCCUCAAGAACCUGCCGACGGACGUGUACUCGGCGGGCAGCAGCUGCGGCGACGGGGUGGUGGACGUGGGGGCGGGAGAGCAGUGCGACUGCGGGCCGCCAGAGUUCUGCGACAACCCCUGCUGCGUCGCCAGCCAGUGCAAGCUCGCCGCCAACGCCUCCUGCGCCUCGGGCUCCUGCUGUGACACGCAGGUGUGUCAGCCCAAGAAGGUAGGGUCAGUGUGUCGCGAGGCCAUAGCUGACUGUGACCUGACGGAGUACUGCUCGGGCCACUCCGAGUACUGCCCCACGGACGUUGUCAAGGCUGACGGAGCCCCCUGCAGGGGAGGCAAGGGCCACUGUUACCAGGGGGAGUGUGGGAGCCACGAGGGGCGGUGUGAGCAUGUGUGGGGCCCCUACGCCAGGGUGGCGGCCUCCAGGUGCUUCACGGAGCUCAACACGAAGGCAGAGCGCCAGGGCAACUGUGGUAUGCACGCGACCUACGACCAGUACCUCGCCUGCCCCGACAGCUCGGUGAUGUGCGGGACGCUACACUGUGUACCCUACUCCCUCCACACCUCCCGGUUCCACCAGCAGCACCACAACGACAGUGUCCAGCUGGGCCACGACACCUGUCACUACAUCGAGGCUACCGAGUACUACCCCAGCAGGGACUGGCUCUCCCCCGACGGCGCCUCUUGCGGCCAGGGCAAGAUGUGUGUCCAGCAGAGGUGUCAGGAGAUCACCGUCCCAGAGGGCGACUGUCGGGACGGGUGUUCGGGUCGCGGGGUGUGCAACAGCGCCGGCCACUGCCACUGUCAGCCAGGCUUCGCUCCUCCAGACUGCUCCCGGGCCGGCCUGGGCGGGUCGCUGGAGAGCGGCCACAUGCAGGAUGUGUCAGAUAACAGCGCAGCGAUCACGGUAGCGUGGGUGGUGGUGGUGCUCCUGGCGCUGCUGUUCUUCGUGCUCUGCUGCUGCUGGGGCAACGUCAGGCGGUGGUGGGAGCGUCGAGGUCGUGCACGCCUCUCCCCGCUCCUCCCCUGCUGCGCCUCCUGCCUCGACGCCUGCUGCUGCCCCCUCAUGCACAAGACCACCCGCUGGAUCAUCACCGUCGGGUCACCAGGCAACAAAAACAGCUUCGUCCAGAGGAUUCGAACUGAGGAUAUUAAGGAAGGAGAGGACCAGAAUAUGGUCUGUUCAGUCGACGUCGAUAUCAAGGGCAGCGCCACCACCAAGUCGUGGGGCGUCGCCGACGAGAAGCUGGUCACCGACGUCGUCACCAUCACGCCCAGGAACUCCCCGGACUUACGAAGGAAAGUCCAAUUGCCCUCACACUCGCCCGUUCUCCAUCGCAAGUCCAUGGAUGUCCUCGACCGACCGAAGUACCAGCAGUCUAUUUCGGUGGACUCUGGCUGCGUGUCUGACUCAGACGAGGGCGUCGCCAGCCACCACUCUAUCCAUAUGUCUAUGACUAGUCUUAUCAGUGUUUUCAAGAAUUUCGGCACUAAACCUUCUAAGCCCGAGAAUGAUAACAGAAAGUCAAGAGCAUUUGGAAGCCAGAAGUCGAUGCCUUUGAGUCGGUUAGUUGUGGACCCUCUGGUAGGGAAUCGGAGAUCGAGGCAAGGCACGCCGCCCCCAGAGAGCCUAAGGCCUGGCUUCCAACGUUCUGUCUCUACGGAUGUUACCGUGGCCUCCAGAGGGAGGCUAGCGGGGGCUCCGCUACCUCCGCCCGCCAAGCUCAAGCCUCACAAGAGUGACGAAAAUUUAAUCAGUGACUCAAAGGUGAAAAACAGUCCUUUCAUCCAGUUCAAGAAAAAAGCUGAUCCGAACAAAGAUGAGAAAGUGAACGUUGAAGCAGCCAUGAACGGUGGAACUAUCACCAACGGCAACACAACGUUAACCUCUCAGCCUCCUAAGAGACCGAUAAUGCCAUUCCGUAAGUCUCUCAGUUCGGGGAAAGUCUCUCCUCCGAGAGACCCGCCACCUCUUCCCAUACUGAAGGAGGUGCCCCUCGCGGGCUCCUCGAAGACAGACGUCACACCCACACACACCAAAGGCACAAAGAGCAAUGUUGCAAUAUCAAAAACUAAACCCAGCGCCGUCAACGGAAACGCGAGCCAGAGAAAGAAUGUGAUGGACAUCGCUCGUAAGUUUGAAGCUGCAUGAAAAUGUGUGUGAACACCAUUUAGAAUAGGACUCAAUCCUCAAUUUUCUGUUCAGUUUGAAAGAGUCUGAUAACAUUUUCUAGUCAUUACAUCCUUACGCAAAUAAUUCCAAAGACAUAUGUUGAGGACUGAGUAGUGAUCCUUGUGUGGUGAUCCUUGUGUGGUGAUCCUUGUGUGGUGAUCCUUGUGUGGUGAUGCUCGAGUCAUGGGCGUGAUCUCCGUCGCUUCAUCCUUACUCAGAGGACGACGGAAGAAUUUGAAUUAAGAUUCAAGUUAAUUGUCUUCUUGAACAUUAUCCAAAUGCUGGUGAAUCAGCCGGCUAUUCCGCCCCCUUUUAACAACCUGUCCCGAGGUUGUUAAAGCUCGUCUGUCCUCAGGUUGUUAGGCCAGAGCUCGUCCAAGCUCUGGCCGACCCCUCAAAAGACGCAUUCGUCGCUUUUAUUGUUAUGCUUAUUCAAAAUCAGUAAUUUUCUCAUAUAUUUAAUGUCAUUAUAUAUAUUAUAAUUUUGUGUAUAGUUAAGUCUCGUUUAUGUUAGGUUAGGUCUAGGUUAGGUCAGGUCUAGGUUAGGUCUAGUUAGGUUAGGUUAGGUUAGGUCUAAGUUAAGUUUGGUUUUUUAUUUACGUUCGGUUGGCAUAUGUUUGUAUUUGCAGUACGUGGGUAAAGAAUGUGAAAAGUUCAAUUCAAAGAGAGAACGUGAGCGAAGCAUUGUGGGAAAAUUAUUAUUGUUUGUUUAAUUAAUAUAGAGUGGACUAUAUGAAGAAUUAUAUUUUGUUUAGUUUUCGCACAAAUUAAAUCGGGUUAGUUAAAUUUAAUUAAUUAAUUAAUUAAUAUAUAGACCGACCAGCUUGUUGUUGAGCCGAGGCUCAGAUUUUGAUUUAGAUAUUACAUGUAUUACCCUGGAUAAA
Molecule: messenger RNA, 4780 nt
Organism: Procambarus clarkii (red swamp crayfish)
Lineage: Eukaryota; Metazoa; Arthropoda; Malacostraca; Decapoda; Cambaridae
Source: RefSeq, a predicted model, not a curated record